Phytomonas sp. Hart1 is the source of this 2283-nucleotide messenger RNA. The record is from the annotation of a GenBank genome assembly. NCBI's taxonomy places the organism in Eukaryota, Euglenozoa, Kinetoplastea, Trypanosomatida, Trypanosomatidae.
AUGAAUAUUUUAAGGCUAUUCACAGAGAAGGCUAAUCACCAGGCCCUCAAGCCGAUUCUCUGUUCCAAUUUCAUUAGCAAGCCACUACAGGUCUCCCUUAGUGGUUCUCAUACCACACCAUUUCUUCAAUUUACCGAUGACGAUAAGCUUAUUGUACCGAACGAGAUGGCAAAAUUUAUUCUCAACCAAGGGGAUAACAAGGGGCGUUUAACUUUGGAGUUCUCUAAAAAUGGGUUUCCGUCGAAGCUGUAUGCUCCCGUUGAUCAAGAGACCACAUCUGAUGAGAUGUUGUGGUUGGAAUGGGAAUCGAAUCACUUUGCUAUGGCUGUCGAGCCGCUCUACUCCAAGGGUUGUGUAACCCUCGAGGCUAGGGAGGCUUUUCGAAGCCUUGAUCAUGCUAUUGAGAAGAAUAAGGAUAAGGGCAUAUGCAUCAUUUCCUCAGAGCCACUUCAAAUUUCAUUCUUAGUGGAUACUGUGGUAUUUUGUGGGGUCUUUCCGGCUUUGUGUGAGGGUGGAAUCCUACCCGAUGAAGAGCGUGAGACGCUGCCACAUUUAAUGGAAUGGUUUCGCGUAUAUCAGUGCUUACACGAGGAGCUUCUGGAUACUGCAUGCGAAGCGUUGUCGGUUCAGGAGCCGGGUGAUUUUUUGAGGGCUCCACGUAAGUACAAGAUAUCACCGAAACUCGAAAAGACUUUCUUUGUUACAACCCCAAUCUACUAUGUGAAUGCUGGGCCUCAUAUUGGCCACGUGUACAGCACCCUUAUCGCUGAUGUACUUGGACGUUACCACAUAGUUAAAGGAGAAAAUGUCUUUAUGACUUCAGGAGCGGAUGAGCACGGCCAGAAGGUUGCUGAGUCUGCGAAGCAGAAUAAUCUAACACCGUAUGAAUUUACAACCAAGAUGAGUGGGGAAUUCAAAGAGUGUUUUGAGCGGAUGGGUUACAACGUGAAUUAUUUCAUCCGCACUACCUCUGAAUUCCACAUGAAGGUGGUCCAAUCUGUAUGGUCUAAGAUGGAAGCGAAGGGAGACAUUUACCUUGGCUGCUAUAAGGGCUGGUACUCGGUAAGCGACGAAUCAUUUUUGACUCAACAGAACAUUGCGGAUGGCGUCGACAAGGACGGUAAGCCUUGCAAGAUCAGCUUGGAAAGUGGCCACGUUGUUUCGUGGGUUGAGGAGGAGAACUACAUGUUUCGUUUAAGCAAUUUCAGUGAUCGGCUACUUGAAUACUACCACAGCAACCCUGAUUGUAUUGUUCCCGAAUUUCGUCGCCGUGAGGUGAUCCGGUUGGUUGAAAAGGGGCUGAUGGAUCUCUCUGUCUCCCGAAAGUUCGCAUCCGUACAAGGCUGGGCGAUUCCUGUUCCGGGGAACAAAGAGCAUUGUAUCUAUGUCUGGGUGGAUGCGCUUUUCAAUUACCUAAGUACAGCUUGCAUGGAUAUUCAGCCCGACGGAUCGGUCGCUAUGUUGGACGAGUCGAAGCUGGAAUGCUGGCCUCCUGAUAUACAUGUGGUUGGCAAGGACAUCCUCAAGUUCCACUCCAUUUACUGGCCGGCAUUUCUCAUGUCCGUGGGUCUGCCUCUGCCGAAGAGGUUGGUAGCACACGGGUGGUGGACUAAGGAUCACAAGAAGAUCAGCAAAUCUCUCGGCAAUGUGUUCGACCCUGUCCAAAAGGCAGAAGAGUUUGGUUGCGAUGCUCUCAAGUACUUUUUACUUCGUGAAUCAAACUUCUCUGAUGAUGGGGACUAUAGUGACAAGAACAUGGUUGCUCGACUGAACUCUGAGCUUGCCGACACUCUUGGGAACUUGGUGAUGCGUUGUGUGGCGCCUAAAGUAAAUGUCAAGGGUGUAUGGCCGAACCCAGGACCCUACAACGCCAACGACCAGGAGUUAAUUCAGUCUAUUAAAGACCUCAGUGGGACGAUGGACCACUUCUACUGCUUGCCGGACAUUCAGAAGGCUCUGAUUGCUGUGUUCGAUGUACUACGCCAGCUUAAUGGGUAUGUCACGGAGAACACGCCGUGGAAGCUGGUGAAGACCGAUACGGACCGGCUUGGGACAGUGCUAUAUGUUAUCAUGGAGGGGGUUCGGGUUUGUGUGACACUGCUGCAGCCAGUCCUCCCAACAAAGUCGGCCUUGAUUCUUAAGAUGCUUGGUGUUCCGGAGGAAAAAUGGAUCGGGGUUGAAAACUUUGUUUUUGGUAUCAUGGAGCCCGGUACUAAGAUAGCGCCCCCAGAUGAAGGGGAGGUUAUCUUCAAAAAAAUGACACUGCCAACUGAGACUUCAUAA